This is a messenger RNA of Lolium perenne, 6051 nucleotides long. RefSeq names its product DDT domain-containing protein PTM. NCBI's taxonomy places the organism in Eukaryota, Viridiplantae, Streptophyta, Magnoliopsida, Poales, Poaceae. The record is from RefSeq and is a predicted model, not a curated record.
AACCAGAAUCCGGCCUCGCACGCGCCCAGCAAGCCCAAACCCCAAAUCCCCCGCCCGAUCCGCCCGGAACCCUAGGGAUCCGCCCUGAUCCGCCGCCGCGCCGGCCCCCCCGCCCUGCGAACCCUAGGGAUUCGCGGAGCCGCCGCCGCCGGCGGGGCUGCGCCAUGGCGGACCUGGUGGGGCGGGCCGUGAGGAAGGCCUUCCCGGGCUUCGGCCUCUUCUCCGGCGUCGUCGAGUCCUACGACGCCCAGGCCGGCUACUUCCGCGUGCUCUACGACGACGGCGACUCCGAGGAGGUCGACGCCGACGAGAUGGCCUCCAUCCUCGUCGGCGCCCCCAUGCCGCCGCAGCCCGAGACCCCCGGGGGGUCCGCCGGGAAGCGCCCUAAGAAGCGGAGGCGCGGGGACGAGGACUCCUCCUCCCCACAGGGGACCGUUUCUGUGUUAUUAUUAGGGGAAUCCGCGGCUAUAGAUGUGCUCUCGAAUGGGGAUGUGCUCGCGACCCCGUCAGCGGCUGUAGAUGGGCUCUCGAAGAAGCGGAGGGUCGACCCUGAUCCGGAAUCUUCCAGGCCAGUCCGUCGGAGCGCGAGGCAGGCCAAGGCGGCGGCAUUGGCCGCCGAGAUGGAGGCUGCGGCCGCCGAGACCUCGCCCGCCGCCGACUCCAUGUCCCCGGUCCAGAUUGCUGCUGCCACGCCGCAGCAGUCCAGCAGGAAGCGGCAGCGCGCGAGCGGGAGCGGCCGGUACCGCUCGGUCGCGAGGGAUUUGGAGGACGCCGCGGCGGCGGCGGACAGGAUGCCGCCGAAGCCGGAGCUGCCGCCGUCGUCGCAGGGCCUGGACUUGGAAGGCCUCCCUGUCCUCGACGUCUUCCAGGUCUACUCCUGCUUGAGGUCGUUUAGCAAGCAGCUUUUCCUGAGCCCGUUCGCGCUGGACGCGUUCGUGUCUGCGCUGCGGUGCGUGCACGUCAACCCCUUGAUCGACUGGGUGCAUUUCGCUUUGCUCCGCUCGCUCAAGAGCCACUUGGAAGAUCUCGCGCAUGAAGGAGACCCUCCGGCAAUACACUGUAUCAGGAAUCUCAACUGGGAACUUCUAGACCUAGCAACAUGGCCAAUCUACCUUGCCGAGUACUUACUGACCCGGGGUUCAGAACUGAGGUAUGGUGUGAAGCUUACAGAUCUAAUGCUGGACACAGAGUACUAUAGGCAGCCAGCGACCGUGAAACUUGAGCUGCUGCGCUCGCUCUGCGAUGAUGUUAUUGAGAUCGAGGCUAUCCGUUCUGAACUUGGUUCACGGAUGUCUGAGUUAGAUGGAAAUGACGACAGCUAUAGAAUUACCGGCGUAAGAAGAAAAAGGAGAGUUUCUUCUGUCAAGGCCCUAGCGGACCCUUCUGUGCCUCUUGAAGGCUCUGAUGAUGUGGAUGAUGGUAACAGUGAUGAGUGCUAUCUCUGUGGUAUGGACGGCAACCUGCUAUGCUGUGAUGGCUGUCCUUCAGCUUUCCACUCGAAAUGUGUGGGGGUGGUGGAGGAUCUGUUGCCUCAAGGAGAUUGGUAUUGCCCCGAGUGUUCGAUGCAGAAGAGUAAUGGAUCCAGAAAUAUGUCAAAGCUUGUCAGAGGAGCAGAGGUUCUGGGAACCGAUCCACAUGGACGACUAUACUUCGGCACCUGUGGCUAUCUUUUGGUGGUUGAUUCAUGUGAUGCGGACUCUCCAUGCCAUUAUUAUGGUCAGAUUGAUCUUCAUUCCCUUGUAACAGUGUUAAUUCCAUGUCAUCAUUCGUACAAUUCAAUCGUAAAUGUGAUCUCUUUAUUCCGGGAUAUGGCAACUGAAACAUCUAAUAAUAACGGGCGAUAUGAGAAUAGCAAGGAAUGUAGUACCUCUGAAAAUGGGACAGACUGCAGGCACUCAUCAAUGAAACAACCUCAUGAACGUGGACAGUGUAUGAGAGUUAAGGAUGGUUCCUCUCAACAGUUGGAUUCAGAGAAAGUUUGCACCUUAAAUUCAGAUCAAGAUGCCGCACACCAAAAUGAGAAGCCAAACGGAGCAUCUCAAUGUAACGCCUCUAGUGCCAACAAGGAUAGCUGCAAUUCUCAGCAAGAUGAUGUUUGCUUACAUGCUAAUGGUUUGUCUGCGGAGAACCAAAAAGGUCUGUCACCUCAAAAAGAAAUAAGUGAUUAUUGUCUCCAUUCUGACCCUGCUAGGUAUAUAAACUACUACAGUUUUGGUCAAAUAGCAGCAGCGGCUGCUGCAGAGUUAAAGCUCAAGCUUUCUGAGAAUGUGGAAGGAAAGAAGCUUGGUCAGGAUGCAGUUUCCUUUCGGCUAAAAACAAUAUGCAAGAAACAUGUUAAUAUUUUUGCACUGACUGAUAAAAAGUUAUCCGCGGAGCUUCUAAAAGAAAAAUGUGGCUGGUGUAACUCCUGCCAGAUCAGUGGUGGUACUGAUUGCGUUUUCAGAGUUACUGAUGUUAAGUGUAUGGAGAGUACUAAACCAUGUGCUGUUGGUCUUUUGUCAGAAAAGAAUCAGGAAAGUCAUAUUGUCCUUGCUACACAUAACAUUUUGUCAAUUGAAGAACGUCUGAACGGUUUGCUAUCUGGUCCAUGGAAAAAUCCGCAAUAUAGCAUUUAUUGGCGUAAGGCAGUUCUGAUGGCUUCAGAUGUAUCGUCACUAAAGCAGCCUCUUCUCAUGUUAGAGUCCAGUCUGCGACGUGUUGCCUUCUCAGGAGAUUGGCAAAAACCAGCAGACUCUGUUGAAGUUGUUGGGUCUGCAGCUCAUAUCUUGGUCCGUUCAUCCAAUAAAUCUCUAGGAGAUGCAAUUGCUAGAAAGCCAGGAAAGAAGCCACUUAAUGUUGAGCUUAAAGUUGACUCUCGUGAUGUUGGUGUUUAUUGGUGGAGGGGUGGAACAUUGUCUCGUCAAGUGUUUCAUUGGAAGAGGUUGCCUCAGUCAUUGGCCAGCAAAUGUGCUCGGCAAGCUGGGCGCAAGAAAAUUCCCACUAUAGUGUAUCCUGAGGGUUCACAGUUUGCCAGGAGGCUCAAAUACAUAGCUUGGCGAGCUGCCGUGGAAAUGGCACAAAAUGUGUCCCAGCUCAUUCUGCAGAUUAAAGAGCUUGAAUUGAAUAUCAAGUGGACUGAGAUAUUGAGCACUCUCUAUUCUGCCACUUCAACAAAGGAAACCCAGAAAAUAGCAAGGCUUUUCAAGAAAGUUAUAAUUCGCAGGAAACGCAUAGAAGCAACAAAUAUAGAAUAUCUACUUGAUUUUGGAAAGAGGGAGAAUAUUCCUCCUGUUGUUGCUAAACAUGGAAUAAAACUUGAGGAGCCCUCCAGCGAGAGGAACAGGUACUGGUUGAGUGAAAGUCAUGUCCCUCUGAGCCUUUUGAAGGCAUAUGAAGCCAAAGGAAUCACUCGCUCACUGAAAAAGAUAGACAAAGAUGAUCUUCCUAAGAACAUGAGUGGUUUCGGACCCAAAAAGCCAAAAAGAUCAGUGUUUGAUGACCUCCUAGAGAAAGCUAAAAAGCGACCCAACAGGCUUUGUGGUCAGUGUUAUAAAACAGUAAUUGACAGGGAAGCUGUGAACUGUCGGUAUUGUGAAGCACUUUUCCAUAGAAAACAUUUCAAUGUUCCUAGAGGGGCCGUGGAUACUGUCUAUGUUUGCAACAAGUGCCUAGCUGAAAAGGUCCCGCCAAUGAAGUCCCCCCAGAAAAAGGCAGGAUCGAAGAAGAGCUCUCCGAAAAAGAAGCAAAAGACGCAACCACGAAAGAGUUUAAGAAGAAGAAACCAGAUAGUUAUCAACCUCAAGAAGAAAGCUGUCCGGAAGAAUGGGAAGCAUGGUCGGCUUAGAAAGAAUCUAUUGACUGUGUCUAAGAAUGAAUCUGUAAAGGUGCCUGACAGUCAAGCAUCAAAUGAGCCCAAGAGUGAACCGGCAAAACGUAUAUCAAAACGGUUGUAUAAUAAGUACAUGAUAGGCAACUCAGGUAGAUCUAAGCCUGCAAGCUGCCGUAAGAGGAAGAGGACAGCUUUGCAUUAUUCGUACUGGUUAGAUGGCCUUCGAUUGACACAUAACACAGAUGAUGAGCAGGCAACAAGUUUCAGGAAAGCAAGAGUUGUUUUUCCAUCCGAGGAUGUCAAGAUUUCAGAAACCAGUCCAGUUUGCCGUCUUUGUAACAAAUGCUACAGUGGAGAUGCCAUUUAUAUUGCUUGUGAGAAUUGCGAAGAUUGGUUCCAUGGUGAUAUCUAUUCGAUCACCAUAGAAAAUGUCAAUAAACUCGUGGGCUUCAAGUGCCAUGCAUGCCGUCUGAGAGCUAUUCCUGUUUGUCCUUAUGCACAAGCUGAUAUGAUUGUUGAGGAUCAAUCAGAUAAGGAGGACGACAUUGACAUGUCUAUAGAGGACGAGGACCACAAUGGUCCUAAACAUCUGCGCACUUCCGAUGGUCUAAAAGAGCUUCACAAUAACAUUGAGGAGCUCCAUGGUAAUAACAUUGAGAAACAGGUUGGUGAUCGUAUUUGUUUGGAAGUGCUUGAGAAUUCUAAUGAUCUGAAAGAGCCAGGCAGCCAUAGUACCGAGAAACAGCUCGAUGAUUCUAAUUGGUUAAAAGAACCGGACAGUUGCAACAAGAUGGAAGAGCUUGACAGUCAUAGCAGUGAGAAUGGUCCUCAUGAUCAUAUUAGUCUGAAAGAGCUUGACAACCACUGGGGUGAUAAAGAGCGUGUUGAUCUUAAUUUUCUUAGUGAACUUGGCUGUGAUAGUAAUGUGAAAGAUGUUGACAAUGGGGACGGCCCAGAAGAGUUUGGAACUACUGAAGACAGCAGCAACUUUGCCUCUGGAAAAACACAAAUUCUGAAAGAGCUUGAUAAUCACAACAGUUUGGACAAGCUUGAUGGCCAUUUAAAGAAGCCUGACAUUCAUAAUAGCAUGGAAGAGCUUGAUAAUUGUAACUACCAAAAAGAGCUUGGUAAUCAGAACAGUCUAAAUGAUCUUGAUGGUCAUAAAAACCUAAAAGAGCUUCAUAGUGCUCAAAAUGGCAAAUUUACUCCAGUAACAUGUGCAGAUGGUUUUCUAGUUGAGCAGUUCAACACUAGCGUAUCUAGUAAUGAAGCCAUGAUCAUGACAUCAGAAAAUGAUUCAGUGAAGGAAUCUAUUGCUUUGCAGUCCAAGGGCAGUCCCGAGGAUGCUGUUCUUCCCGCUGAACAUGAGAUGGACCUUCAGGUUUCUCUGAGCAUAUAUUAACUUUAUAGGAUAUGCCAAAUGAAAGUGCAUUGUAGGAUGAAUUUCUGUGAGCUUAUACUGCUCUGGUGCUUUGGUAGAGACUUUCUGAUUAGUUUGGGUUGUUGAGCUACCUGACAGCUAAUUUUGUGCUAUAGGAUAUUACAUAAUUACAUUGGUGAUGCAACCCAGUAAUAAGAAUCUGCAGAAGGAAGAUAUAGUUUUGUGGAUACAUCAUAUUUUGGUCAUCUCCUUAGGGAAAUAUGCUGACCUGAUGAUCGCAGUGUUGGAGCUAUUUAUUAUGACAGGACAACUUUUAUUAUGGUUAAUAUUCUCGGUAGGUCUGACACUGACAUAGGGAAUAUUUGGGUACCAUUUCCUUCCGAUGGUUUCUAGCCAGAACUUGUGAUCCAGUUUGCACUGUGAGAUUAUGCACUGACUGGGACAUUUCAUCAGUACAAGCGGCUCAUUUUUGGUGGUAUUGCACUUACUCAUGACGCGCAAGGAUGGACGAAUGGAUGAAGCAUUGUGUCCUUCAGCAUUUGAAGCUCCCAUUCUCCGCACUCUACCAGAAUACCAGAUCGACUAGGCAUCCUGACGAUUCAUUUUUCUCUUGUUGGCUUUCCCCAUGUACAUUCUGCGAAGCAAUUCAUGUGGGCUCGUUAAUCUUAUCCUGUAUAGGGUUCCAAUAUAGGCUUCAGAUUAUAGUGGCAACAAAAGGCUCAUGCAGUGUAACUAUCAGAUUCAGAUGGGUAGAAUGCUGCUGUUGUUGUACUUGCUGGUUUUACUCUGCUGUUUUGGCGAGGCUAGCAGCACCUUGCUUAGAUGUAAAUUUAACUGUCAGAAAGUUUCAGUACCUUCUCCA